AUGCUAGCCCAAUGGAGAAUGAAUAAUGGGGAUAUUGAUCUGACAAGUGAUCGAUACAGUAUGGUGGGAGGAAACCUUGUCAUCAACAACCCUGACAAGCAGAAAGAUGCUGGAGUAUACUAUUGUUUAGCAUCAAAUAACUAUGGAAUGGUCAGAAGCAUUGAAGCAACCUUAAGCUUUGGAUAUCUUGAUCCUUUCCCACCUGAGGAACGCCCUGAGGUCAGAGUUAAAGAAGGAAAAGGAAUGGUGCUUCUCUGUGACCCUCCAUACCAUUUUCCAGAUGAUCUUAGCUAUCGCUGGCUUCUAAAUGAAUUUCCUGUAUUUAUCACAAUGGAUAAACGGAGAUUUGUGUCACAGACCAAUGGCAAUCUCUACAUUGCAAAUGUGGAGGCAUCUGACAAAGGCAAUUAUUCAUGUUUUGUAUCCAGUCCUUCUAUUACAAAGAGUGUGUUCAGCAAGUUUAUACCACUCAUUCCACUACCUGAACGAACAACAAAACCGUAUCCUGCUGAUAUUGUAGUUCAAUUUAAGGACAUAUAUACAUUGAUGGGCCAAAAUGUGACUUUAGAGUGUUUUGCUCUUGGAAAUCCUGUUCCUGAUAUCCGGUGGCGGAAGGUCCUAGAACCAAUGCCAAGCACUGCUGAGAUCAGCACUUCUGGGGCUGUCCUCAAGAUCUUCAAUAUUCAGUUAGAAGAUGAAGGCAUAUAUGAAUGUGAAGCUGAGAACAUCAGAGGAAAGGACAAACACCAAGGAAGAAUUUAUGUCCAAGCAUAUCCUGAGUGGGUAGAACAUAUCAAUGACACAGAAGUGGAUAUAGGCAGUGAUCUCUAUUGGCCCUGUGUGGCCACUGGCAAACCCAUUCCUACAAUCAGAUGGCUGAAAAAUGGAUAUGCGUAUCAUAAAGGAGAAUUGAGACUGUAUGAUGUGACUUUUGAUAAUGCUGGAAUGUACCAGUGCAUAGCUGAAAACACACAUGGAGUCAUUUAUGCAAAUGCUGAGCUGAAGAUCUUGGCUUUGGCUCCAACUUUUGAAAUGAAUCCUAUGAAGAAAAAAAUCUUGGCUGCCAAAGGAGGAAGGGUUAUAAUUGAAUGCAAACCUAAAGCAGCACCUAAACCAAAAUUUUCAUGGAGUAAGGGGACAGAGUGGCUUGUAAAUAGUAGCAAAGUACUCAUUUGGGAAGAUGGUAGCUUGGAAAUCAAUAACAUUACAAAGAAUGAUGGAGGUAUCUACACAUGCUUUGCAGAAAAUAAUCGUGGGAAAGCUAAUAGCACUGGGACUCUUGUUAUCACAAAUCCCACACGAAUUAUAUUGGCUCCAAUUAACGCUGAUAUCACUGUUGGAGAAAAUGCCACCAUGCAGUGUGCUGCUGCGGCUGACCCCACCCUGGAUCUCACAUUUGUUUGGUCCUUCAAUGGCUAUGUGAUCGAUUUUAAUAAAGAGAAUAUUCAUUACCAGCGGAACUUUAUGUUAGAUUCCAAUGGGGAGCUGCUCAUCCGAAACGCCCAGCUGAAACACGCAGGAAGAUACACGUGCACUGCUCAGACGAUUGUGGACAAUUCUUCUGCAUCAGCUGAUCUUGUUGUGCGAGGCCCUCCAGGCCCUCCAGGUGGUCUGAGAAUAGAAGACAUUAAAGCCACUUCUGUGGCACUUACUUGGAGUCGUGGUUCAGACAACCAUAGCCCUAUCUCUAAAUACACUAUCCAGACCAAGACUAUUCUUUCAGAUGACUGGAAGGAUGCAAAGACAGAUCCUCCAAUUAUUGAAGGAAAUAUGGAGGCAGCAAGAGCAGUGGAUUUAAUCCCAUGGAUGGAGUAUGAGUUUCGUGUGGUAGCAACCAAUACUUUGGGUAUAGGAGAGCCCAGUAUACCAUCAAACAAAAUUAAAACAGAUGGAGCCGCGCCUAAUGUGGCUCCUUCAGAUGUAGGAGGAGGAGGUGGAAGCAAUAGAGAACUGACCAUAACGUGGGCGCCUUUGUCAAGAGAAUAUCAUUAUGGCAACAAUUUUGGUUACAUAGUGGCAUUUAAGCCAUUUGAUGGGGAAGAAUGGAAAAAAGUUACAGUUACUAAUCCAGAUACUGGUCGAUAUGUCCAUAAAGAUGAGACUAUGCGCCCGUCCACUGCAUUUCAAGUGAAAGUUAAGGCCUUCAACAACAAAGGUGAUGGACCCUAUAGCCUCACAGCAGUUAUUAAUUCAGCACAAGACGCUCCCAGUGAAGCCCCUACAGAAGUAGGAGUAAAAGUUUUAUCAUCUUCUGAGAUAUCUGUUCAUUGGGAGCAUGUUGUAGAAAAAGUAGUGGAAGGCUACCAGAUUCGGUACUGGGCUGCCCAUGACAAAGAAGCAGCUGCACACAGAGUUCAAGUCACUAGCCAAGAAUACUCUGCCAGGCUGGAGAACCUUGUGCCAGACACCCAGUACUUUGUGGAGGUCAGGGCCUGCAACAGUGCAGGGUGUGGUCCACCCAGUGAUGUGAUUGAAACCUUCACCAAGAAAGCACCUCCUAGCCAGCCUCCCAGGAUCAUCAGUUCAAUAAGGUCUGGUUCACGCUACAUAAUCACCUGGGAUCAUGUCGUUGCACUAUCAAAUGAAUCAACGGUGACAGGAUAUAAGGUACUCUACAGACCUGAUGGCCAACAUGAUGGCAAGCUGUAUUCAACUCAUAAACACUCCAUAGAAGUCCCAAUCCCCAGGGAUGGAGAGUAUGUUGUAGAGGUUCGUGCACACAGUGAUGGAGGAGAUGGAGUGGUGUCUCAAGUCAAAAUUUCAGGUUCAUCCACCCUAUCACCGAGUCUCCUUGGCUUACUGCUGCCUGCUCUUGGUAUCCUUGUCUACUUGGAAUUCUGAAUGUGGUGUGACAGCUGUUGUUCCCGACCCAGCUCAGUGGACACCCAUCAUCCCUGUGAGGACUACAAUUCUUUCCAAUCCCUUUGGCUCCAUUCUAGCCAAAUAAAUUAUACUUUAACAAACUAUCCAGCUGAUUUACAACACAUGUUUUGACUGAGGCAUUCAGGAACCCUUCAUCCAAAAGAAUAAACUUUUCUUUAAAUGGAUAUAAGAUGAUUUUUAACUCGUUCCAAUAUGCCUUAUAAACCACUUAACCUGAU
This is a messenger RNA of Orycteropus afer afer, 3101 nucleotides long. It is a transcript of the gene CNTN1, whose product is annotated as contactin 1. Gene Ontology annotation, biological process: cell-cell adhesion; brain development. Lineage: Eukaryota; Metazoa; Chordata; Mammalia; Tubulidentata; Orycteropodidae. Gene Ontology annotation, molecular function: cell-cell adhesion mediator activity. The record is from RefSeq and is a predicted model, not a curated record.